Messenger RNA from Amoebophrya sp. A120, 299 nucleotides. Lineage: Eukaryota; Dinophyceae; Syndiniales; Amoebophryaceae. The record is from the annotation of a GenBank genome assembly.
GUGCCUACCACCAUAUAGCGAAAAUCGAAAUCCACUAAUGGUUGACGCGACGACCGCCGAAAAUGAGGGCGAAAUCACCGUCCCGCCAACUGUUCCCGUCCGGUUCUAUCGUCUGGUGGCACCGAAAGGUACGCCCGUGGUGAACGAUGCUAGCGUCCAGCCGUAUCUCGAAUACGACGACACCCGGUUGUUUCUGCCGAUCCGGCCACAAGGGGCGACAAGUGCGAAGGAUGUUGUAGAGGGGAAUGCGAUAAGUCCGGAGUUGGAAACAGUUGUGGACAAAGAGGACACGACCUUGG